CUUGCCCCUCUACAUCCGGACGAAUUGUUCGGGGUUCGUGGACCCUCGUGGCUUCUCGUAAGUCACUUUCCCCGUGCCUUUGCCAACUUCCUGUGUAAUACAUAAGAACGUCGUCUUUCCCUCCUCUUCUCCUUCUUUCUUUUGCUCACAUCCCUUUUCUUCCACAACUCUAAACACACAACCUGCUUCGGUGUUUCUCGAACUCAACUCGUAAGAAGCAUUCGACAUAAUUAAAUCCAUCAAUUCUUUGAUCUUAACAAACCAACCUAUCUCUUAACCUCAUAACUCUUUGACCCUUUCUCAUCGUCUCUGCCUAUAACCAUUCACAAUGGGUAAGAAGGCAGUUCACUUUGGAUCCGGCAACAUCGGCCGAGGCUUCGUCGCCUGCUUCCUACACGAAUCAGGCUACGAAGUUAUCUUCGCUGAUGUCGUUGACAAGCUCGUCGACUCCCUCAACUCAACACCCUCAUACAACGUCAUUGAGCGCGGCGUUGAGGGCACGGUCACCAAGAAGAUCACCAACUACCGAGCCAUCAACUCCAAGCACAAUGAGGCUGAAUUAGUCGACGAAAUCGCAACUGCCGACGUCGUCACUUGCUCAGUCGGCCCCAACAUCCUCAAGUUCAUCGCUCCGGUAAUUGCCAAGGGUAUCGACAAGCGCUCGAACGAUGCGAAGCCUCUAGCUGUCAUCGCUUGCGAAAACAUGAUCGGUGCUACUGAUGCCCUCGCCGGUCACAUUAAGGACCCUAAGAACACCCCUGAACACCGUCUCGAAGACCACCACGAAAGAGCCGCCUAUGCCAACUCGGCGAUCGACCGCAUCGUUCCCGCUCAAGAUCCUAACGCGGGCUUGGACGUCACUCUAGAGAAGUUCUACGAGUGGGUUGUAGAAGAGACCCCGUUUAAGCCAAGUGAAAACACGGCGAGCAACGUCGAGAGGCCGUCGAUCGAGGGUAUUAAGUGGGUCGACAAUCUACUACCCUUCAUCGAGCGUAAGCUCUUCACCGUCAACACUUCCCAUGCUACCGCUGCCUACUUCGGUUACAACAGGCAAAAGCAGACUGUUGAUGAUGCCAUGCGAGACAAGGAUAUCAAGAACCAGGUUGCCGCCGCCGUCAACGAGACUGCUAAGCUGAUCGUCGACAAGCACGGCAUCUCCCCUGAGGAGCAGGAUGCGUACAAGAAGAAGAUCAUCGACAGAAUCAGCAACCCCCAUCUUGCCGAUGCUGUUGAACGUGUCGGCCGUGCUCCUCUGAGGAAGCUUGGUCGCAAGGAGCGCUUCAUUGGCCCUGCCGCUGAGCUAGCCGAGCUAGGUCACGAAACGCCGGCGCUUCUGGCUGCCGCCGAGAUGGCCUUCCGCUUCCAGAACGUAGAGGGUGACGACGAGAGCAAGGAGCUAGCCAAGAUCAUGUCCGAGAAUAGCCCCGAGGAUGUGGUAGCCAAGGUGUGCGGUCUACAGAAGACAGAGAAACUCUACCCCAAGGUGGUAGAGAUUGUUCAAAAGGUACAGGCGGACAGCCAAGACUAAGCGCCUCGAUUGUUUACUGUUUUGCUUGUGCUAUACUUUCGCGUCUGCAUUUGUUACGAAUUUUACGGCAUUGGAGCGAUUGCAAGGUACAGGGAAAUGACUGGGAAUAACGGCGUUCAUAUAUCACGGGAGUGGAAACCAAAGGAACGCAGGACGCGCGAACGCUUUCUGGUGAUAAGACCAAGAUAAUGCUACUAGAAGCAUCAAUAUGCAUUGCGUUCUCGAUCUGAAGUCGAUCUGAUGAGAUGACAAGAAGACAAGACAAGAUUGAUUUCCAAUAUAUUUAUUAAAAAAUGCCGAAUCUUAUGAAUGUUACUAGUGAAUGUAAUUUGCUUGUUUGACUUAUCUUAAUAUAGCCUCCAUUUCGGUAUUUUCGUAUAAUUAUGUUCCACAUAGGCAUCUAUUAGCAAGUCAUCAUACCUGGCAUUGAAGGUUUAAAAUUCAAAGCUAUUAAAAGAGUCACGUUCCCAAUUACUUGGUGAUGGCGAUGUUGACGAUUUGUGGCUGAUAAUCAGGUCCUGAAAAGACCCAGUCCCAGACCCAGACCCAGGACGGCGUCGGAGACUAAAGCUUCAGCCACAAA
Annulohypoxylon truncatum is the source of this 2111-nucleotide messenger RNA. Its product is annotated as mannitol dehydrogenase domain-containing protein. Gene Ontology annotation, cellular component: cytosol. Gene Ontology annotation, biological process: mannitol catabolic process. The record is from RefSeq and is a predicted model, not a curated record. The transcript has a single exon. The coding region runs from base 329 to 1528 and encodes 399 amino acids. Gene Ontology annotation, molecular function: mannitol-1-phosphate 5-dehydrogenase activity. NCBI's taxonomy places the organism in Eukaryota, Fungi, Ascomycota, Sordariomycetes, Xylariales, Hypoxylaceae.